AAGACAGCAUCGAAUACGGGGUGACACCUCGUUCAGUUGGAAUCGCAAAAUAUGAUUAAAAAUACGAACAACAGUCGAGUCUUUAAUAAAUUGUCCUCAUUCAUCAACAGUCGCGUCUAGUACAGAUUCUGUUGUCAUCCGUGUGCUACUGUCUCUGAUGCUCUUCGUGCCUGUGUUCUGUGAAAUCCAGGUUAUAGACAGGAAACCAUCGGUAGAUUGGGAUCAAAAUAUCCUGGAUGAUUCCAAGUUCGUAGUGUCGAUUCGCACUGCAAAGCCAAUUCGGUUUUGGGGCGACAACCACUUUUGCGGCGGGUUCAUAAUCACGUCCUCUUGGGUUGUAACCACAGCUCGCUGCGUCUCCGUGAGGCCUUCCAGCUCCUGCUGCUACCCCACUGAAAGAAGAAAUCUGAUGGUGGUGCUCGAUACCUUAAACCGCCUUGACGAGCCAGUCAGUGAGAAGAAGAUUGCCGUGAAGAGGAUUGUCCUGCAUCCCAAGUACAGAGCAUAUUGCCAUGACUUGGCCCUGCUGCAGCUGAAGAGCUUUGUCCCCAGGAACCUGCACUACAGUCAGACGAUGCUGCCAGAGCAUGAGAUGCCAAAGAACGCAACCUGCAUAACCUUGGGUUGGGGAAGGAUGUACACCGACGGACCCAUUACGAACGAGAUGAUGAAGCUGAUGGUGUGGACGAAGCCCGAACUUAAUUAUCAGAGUAGCUGCUCCUUUCGCAACAAAACCAUCUACGCGAUCCGCCGUGAUGGAUACGGGAACACAAGCCAGGGAGAUCUGGGUACUCCGCUCCUCUGCAACCAUACGCUGUACGGGGUGAUGGGACUGCGGAAAAAAAGCCAGGAAUACGGACCCAUGAUCUUCACCAACAUAUACGAUCACAUGAGCUUUAUCGAAAGUACCAUAAGCGCCAGCACACCCCGUCGUGGCUCUGGCCUCACCCUGACCCUAAUCCUGACCUUGUCCAGUGUUGCGAGCCAUUGAUGAAGAUGUGAAUAAUGAUGCUGGAGUGUGGGUUGUCUUGCUGGCUGGUGGUUGGGUUAAGUGGGUGCAAUCGAUGUGGAUUUUAAUUGGAUCGAAUCGAAUCGAAUCGCUCUUUGUUCAGGGUUCAGGGUGUCAAGGGACAUGUGCCCAGCAGCCCCUGCCAACCCCUUCUAAGAGCCAUGGAAAUCACUCGAAUCUAUCUCUACUUCCCCCCAUUCAUCGAUCGAUCAGGUAGAAAAUCGUGUAACCGCUGAUGGAUCGCCAAGAGAGCAGCAACCCCAGCCACCUCCCCGAGCACCUAGCAGCGCCUCCGCAGUCGUCGAGUUUUGUUUUGUUUUCGCAAAUUUUUUUGUUUUUUCUUUCUUUUCCUAUUGGUAGUUGUUGUUGCUGUUUCUAUAGUCUUUUUCUGUUCUGUCUACAACGCUCUCUCUCUCUGUCCCUCUCUUGCUCUCUCACCAUAAAUGCUUUCAUUCGAAUGGCAUUAGUAAUUCGAUUGCCAUUAUUGUUGUUGUUUUUUGUGUCAUCGCAGGCCGCCGUUUGAAUUGAUUGUCGAAUUUGAAUACCUCGCCGCCGUCGUCGUCAUCAUCAGUGUACCCGCUGUCGUCGUCGUCGUCGUCUCUGCUCUGCUCUGCGGCCUGCUGCCUGCUGGUUGCGCUUCGUAUCAGUUAGUCAGUAACUUUUGCCGCCGUCGCUGCUGUUGUCAACGUCGUCGCACAAGCUCUGCCCCAGCCCUGCGUCCAAGGAACACGUAAGAAGAAAAGGAGGCACACCCCCGCUAAAGGCAGGCCAAAGAGCGGCCACGAAUCUCACCUGAAUUAAAUGUAUCGAAAGCAGAAUUACUUUUCGAUCUUGUCCCGUCAGUGGUUGCGCACUGCGCGGAAGUGCUGAUGUUUCUGCUUCUGCUUGUGCCAGGUGCCAUUGCCAGUUGCCCCGUCGCCUGUUGCCAUUGCCGUCGCGUCGCGUCGCGUCGCGUCACAUCGCCUCUUCUGCGGUGCCCUGCCUGCUGUCUGUCUCUGUGUCAGCGUUGGCCGCCGUUGCAGCUUCCUCAACAUCCGUGUUUGCAGUCGGCAGUCGGGAUCGGUAGUUUGAACGGAAACGUACGCAAAUCAAACGACUACGCUGCGUGAUGACCUUGUCCGUGAAUGUGUCUUGAACUCGGACUCGACUCGGGGUAUCCGUAAUACACCUCGUACUGAAUCAAGUGUCGCCUGACCUGUCAGUGUAUGCGUGCCAGCAAAGUUCGUUUUAUUGACACACGAAUUUUACAUUUCAUAAACCCAUAAAAUGUUUAUAAAUAAAAAGUAAAUAUUUGAACGCACUGCAGCGCAAGAUCAGAGGGAUAGAGAGAGAGAGAGAUAGAGAGCGACCGAGCGGCAGAGAGUGAGAGGCGUGAGGAGAGCAUUUCGCCAAGUUUAGUGUGCCCCAGACCCCAGUCUCUGUAGUUAUUCUGUCAGUGUGUGGGUAAUUGCUGAUCAAUUGUCAUGUGCCCCAAAAGAUCACACACCAACACAAGCACACUCUGAUGUACACUGUCGCGCAAACAAAAAA
Drosophila pseudoobscura is the source of this 2539-nucleotide messenger RNA. Its product is annotated as trypsin-3. The record is from RefSeq and is a predicted model, not a curated record. Gene Ontology annotation, biological process: proteolysis. Gene Ontology annotation, molecular function: serine-type endopeptidase activity. The coding region runs from base 158 to 991 and encodes 277 amino acids. The transcript is spliced from 3 exons. NCBI's taxonomy places the organism in Eukaryota, Metazoa, Arthropoda, Insecta, Diptera, Drosophilidae.